CGCCUACACAUUCUAUUCCAUCCACACAGAUCCUUAACGACAACAAUCGCCAUGCCUCCCAAGAAGACCGCCGGUGCCGCCAAGGAGAACGUCUCUCUCGGACCUCUGUCCGGAGAUGGCAAGCUCGUUUUCGGCGUUGCUCGUAUCUUCGCCUCCUUCAAUGACACCUUCGUCCAUGUCACCGAUCUCAGCGGUCGCGAAACCAUCUGCCGUGUCACCGGUGGUAUGAAGGUCAAGGCUGACCGUGACGAGUCCUCCCCCUACGCCGCCAUGUUGGCUGCCCAGGAUGUCGCUGCUCGCUGCAAGGAACUCGGCAUCAAUGCCCUUCACAUCAAGAUCCGUGCUACCGGUGGUAACGGCACCAAGACCCCCGGUCCCGGUGCUCAGUCUGCUCUCCGCGCCCUGGCUCGUUCUGGCAUGAGAAUUGGCAGAAUCGAGGACGUUACUCCCACUCCCUCCGACUCUACUCGUCGCAAGGGUGGUCGCCGUGGUCGCCGUCUGUAGAUCUGUGCAGAUAUGCCUUUUUCCGACUUGUGCAGUAUUUUCUUGCGCGGCUGGACUAGAGGCUGUCAGCAGGUUCGCCUUUACCUGUCACUGUGGAUGGAAUAGACGCGAAGAACGGCUUUCUCGCCUGGUCUUCACCUUUUCUCUUUCUCAUACCCUAAAAAACGAAAUAAAAGUUUGUUCUCAAACUGUAUAUCAAUAAUCCCA
Monascus purpureus is the source of this 711-nucleotide messenger RNA. The record is from the annotation of a GenBank genome assembly. NCBI's taxonomy places the organism in Eukaryota, Fungi, Ascomycota, Eurotiomycetes, Eurotiales, Aspergillaceae.